Molecule: messenger RNA, 31261 nt
Organism: Pelobates cultripes (western spadefoot toad)
Lineage: Eukaryota; Metazoa; Chordata; Amphibia; Anura; Pelobatidae
Source: the annotation of a GenBank genome assembly
GGGGGAGGGCUGAUGGUUACCGGGUGGUGUCAGCCCUCCCUCAUUCAGUAAAGGGGGGGGGAGAGGGGGGAGGAAGAGACCCUCCCCCCCCCAUCCUCCUCCUCACACCCGGCGCUCGAGGGCCACCAGUGACACCGCGCGCGACACCCGCCAGCCAUCCCGAGCGCCUCGCGAUUUGGGCGGGAAAACGAGCUCGGCACCGAGAGAGAGAGAGCGCGAGCUCGGCACUGACAGGAGGCGCGGCCCGGAAGGUGAGGAUGUGGUACUCGGGUCUGGGGUGAUCGUACAGAGCGCUAUACCCGGGGCUGGGCUGGGCUACCCCCCCGGUGCCUGGCGGAGAGGGAGAGAUGGAUGGAUGGAGGGCGGUGCGCGAAGUAGUUGUGGUAGUUACUCGGCCGGUGACGGGGAAACUUUGUUCAUUUUUUUUUUUUUUACUCGAUGGGCUUCUCGUGGGCUUUAACGGCUUAACGGACAUCGCGGACUUUUAGUAACUUGGCGAAAAGUUAUCGCCAGUGCCCUGUCUGUCUGUCUGUCCGCCACCGGAAGUGAUUGGCAAAUCAGGGUCUGUCCCCGGGGGCCGGUAUCGUGUCAUCUGAUCUUAUAUCGCCUUAUUAGGGGGGUCAGACCUCAUCCUUAUUAUUGGUUUAAACUCUGUGUAUAACAUUAUUAUUAUUAUUAUUAUUAUUAUUAUUAUUAUUAUUAUUAUUAAUUUUUUAUUAUUAUUAUUAUUAUUUUUUUUUUAUCUUUGAGGUGUCUUGGUAUCAGGCAGGUUGAGGGGGUGUUUAAGUAGAUAUUUUAUAUCUCUUGGGGCCAAACUUAAUCAAUGCAUCUCUAUGAGUAAAGUUUUUAGUGUCUCCAUGCAGAACGUGGAGACACUGAAUGGCAGUGUUGCUAACUGUGCAGCACUGCCUCAGGAAGCACCUCCAGUAGCCAUCUGAGAAGUUGACAUUGAAGGUGUCCCAAAGGGGAAAUGUAAAAGGCAGUGUUUACAUGAAAAUGCCUGCAGGAAAUGAUUAUACUCACCAGAACUACAUUAAGCUGUAGUUGUUCUGGUGACUAUAGUGUCCCUUUUAAUGGUUCUCUGCAGGGUCAGCAACAAAUACACUGCCUUGCCUUGUCAGAGAAAACUGCCUAACACCACCUGUAGAGUAACUUCCUGGAUGCAGUCCUGCAUCGAUUGCAGGACAGAUAUUCAGUGUCUCCACACACGUUGGAUGUGUUAGUUAGUUUUACAUUGUUUAUAUUAAAACGGCACUGUCACCCCUGGGCGGCUGGUGGGGGCCAUAAUGAUAAUGGGGGGGGACCUACUGUCCUCCCACCCCUGGGCGGCGGGUGGGGGCCAUAAAGAUAAUGAGGGGGUGGGACCUACUGUCCCGCCCCCACCCCUACCUCUGGGCGGCAGGUGGGGGACAUAUUGAUAAUGAGGGGGGGGACCUGCUGCCCCCGGCCGCCACCCCUGCGCGGCGGGUGGGGGCCAUAUUGAUAAUGAGGGGGGAGGGACCUACUGUCCACCCCCACCCCCCCUGGCCCCCACCCCUGGGCGACGGGUGGGGGCCAAAUGAUAAUGAGGGGGGCCUACUGUCCUCCCCCCCCGCCCCCACCCCCACCCCUGGGCGGCGGGUGGGGGCCAAAUGAUAAUGAGGGGGGGGACCUACUGUCCUCCCCCCUGCCCCCACCCCCACCCCUGGGCGGCGAGUGGGGGCCAUAAAGAUAAUGGGGGGGGGGGCGACCUACUGUCCCCCCCCUCAUUGUCUUUAUGGCCCCCACCCGCCGCCCAGGGGUGGGGGCCGGGGGGGGGCAGUAGGUCCCUCCCCCCCAUUAUCAUUAUGACCACCGCCCAGGUGGGGGCCAUGUUGUCGUUUUUUUUGUUUUUUUUUUACAGUGAGCAGCCACAGGCUGCUCACUGUUUACCAGACAUGCCCCUACUCGCAGUAUAGCGAGUAGGGGCAUAUUAUUUACUAAUACUAAAUAAUCUUUACUUAGUAUUAGUAAAUGUGGCUGAAAGACCAAUUUAGGUCUUUCAGCCUUUUAGUAGAUAACUCCCUGAUACUGUGGGAAUUAGGGAGUUAUCUACUAAGCGGCUGCAAGAUGCAGCCACAGCAUGAAUAGGAUCAGAGUUUCAUUCAUUAGAAUGAAAUUCCGAUCCGAAUAAAGUGCCGAAUUGCGUUCUAAAAGAAACGAACAUACUGUUCUCAUUCAGUUAGAACGCAAUUCGGCAGUUUCGUCUAAAAUGACAGGAAGCAUCGUGGGAACACAGAGGGAAGGUGAGAAUCAUGGGAAAAUUGCUCUGACCAGCGGAAAUGAAGCACACUUUGCUCCUCCGCUGGUCAGAGCUGGUCAAGUGGAGGAAUCCUCCAUAAGGCAAAGAGUCCCUACUUUGUCUUAUGAUUUUAAAGAAGACAGGAAGAAAAGAAUAACCGAUCCUGAGAGAGGGGAAGAAGAGGAAGAGAUCGAGGAAAGGUAAGUUCGGCAUGACAGUGCGCUUUAAGUAUAUAUUCUUUUUAUUAGUGCAAACUAGAACAAGUAAACCAUAACUAUAUAUAUUUAGGUCUUAGCUUGAAAUCUUCUCCUCAGGUCAGCUGAUUAAUACAUGUAUCAUACAGUUUAUUUCUUUGACCAUAACCCGUAAGUAAGCUAAAUACAAUUGCAAUGACCAAAUGCCUGGCUCAGCCUUAUGGAUGCCGUGUGGCACAUUAAUAUACAUUCUUCAGUUCCUGGUUCUGAAGUGACAGCUUUCCCUUUCAGUUUUGCACCAACAAAUUACGACUUAAGCGAACUGUUUAAAUCAGGCUUAUUUCUUGUCGUAAAUCCUGAGAAAAGCAAUUUGUUAUUGCCAACUAGUCUUUCUUUAUAGAAUUAGAUAGUGUUGGUAUCGACGUGUCCUUUAGUAUGAGUGUAAUGCACCUUUUCUGUGAAACUCUGUUGGAAAAAACAAGACAAAUGAUUAGAGGAUAGUAUGGUACCACCUGUGACACUAUAACUAAGAAACAGCGUCCAGGUGGGGCCAACUAUCCCUAACACCAUCCCGAGACUCCAGGGGUCUCUCAGGGCUUAAAGGACCACUAUAGUGCCAGGAAAACAUACUCGUUUUCCUGGCACUAUAGGGUCUCUUGGUCGCCCCCACCCUUAGGGUCCUUUUCCCGCCAGGCUCUAGGGGUAAGAAGGGGUUAAAUUACUUGCCUUUCUCUACUGCCGGGCUCCCUCGGCGGUGGGGACUCUCCGCCUCCUUUCCCGUCAUCGGCUGAAUUCAGCCAGUACAUAGGAAAGCAUUCUCAAUGCUUUCCUAUGGACGCAAGCGUCUUCUCUCUUUGAAAAUCACAGUGAGAAGCGCGGAAGUACCUCUAGCAGCUGUCAAUGAGACAGCCACUAGAGGCUGGAUUAACCCUAAGAUAAACAUAGCAGUUAGCAGAAAGGGUUAUUCCUAGAUGGACCAGGCACCCAGACCACUUCAUUAAACUGAAGUGGUAUGGGUGCCUAUAGUGUUCCUUUAACCCUAUAGUAAACUAGAACAAAAAAGUACAAACAAAUAUACAUGGAAUCCCAGCACAAAAAGUGUUGAGAAUUCACUGUAUCACCUGAAAAUUAAAGUAGUUGUUGUUAUGGUAUCUAUAUAGUAUAAAGAUAUUUGCAGCUAGGUGUAUAUGUACAGUGAAAGUGAGAUCCGGUGGAAAAAAUAAUAAUAAUCAUCUUCUAAUCAUCAAGGUAUGCUUCUAUGUUACAGCUAUAUAACAAAUCAAAGUCGCUUAUCUACAUAGAGUACAAAUGUGUAUAAAAUGAGCUUUUUUAGUUUUGUCUCUCAGUGUAAAGGAACUCCCCUAGAUCAUAUUCCUAGUGUUAUAUAGUAAAAUAUCUCCUGAUAUAUAGUAUCCUGAAAGUCUAUAAAGUGUCUAUCCUAAUGAUAUAUUAGUAGCUAGAGGUACAGGCUAUUAUCCUCCCCACCCCUCCCCCCAGUGCUUUUGGAUUACUUGGCCUGCGCUCUAUUUCAUCCCAGACUUUGCCAAACUGUAAUCCUGAGUAUGAGUACAUUGAUAGCAGCAACAGUAUGGCUCUUGGGGAUAAACUACUUCUCUUCUGUUGGGUCUGUUCCUGGUAAGGCACUACCUGCAGUUUAGUCAAACCUAUAAACAAUAAAUUGAGGAAAACUUUGUGGUAGUGAUUGAAUGCUUCGUGAUACUGCACAGGUCUACGUGCAGAUCUGAUGGCAGUCUUAAAGGAACAUUAGAACUUUAAAAAUGUAUUUUUAAAGUUUAAAAGUGCUCCUAUAUGUAGUAUUUCUAGUGACUGUCAGACUAACAUUGUUGUGCCUCAGAAACCGCAAUAUUUCACCUGGUUCUGAAACUAGGGUUCGGGAUCUAUGCACCAAAACGUCUUCAUUAAAAUAAAGUGGUUUUGGUGCUUAGUGUUCCUUUGCUGAAUGUAUAACUUUUAAACCAUGGUUGCUGGUUAUUUUAUUAGAAUAGUGUGGAUUUUAAGAGAGAAGACAAAAAGGAAUUGGGGGCACACCUGAAACAUGUAUUAAUGACCAUAAAUCCCUGCCUGAAGUGUUCAAUGUUCCCUAGGAUGGAUUCAUAGUCAGUGGUCAUAGACUUUACUUUAUGUAAAGUCCAAAUACAUAUUUUUGAUUUGAUGUGUAAACUUUUGAAUUGAAACCGCAUUUCCAUUUCCUAUUAUGAGUUUAGCAUUUGUAACCACUUCACAUUUAAAUACAAUUUUAUAUUAAAACGAAGGGAAAAAAAACACCUCAUUAUCCUGAUGCUUGUUUCCUGCAGACAUGCUACUUCCCUUUUUGUAUCCUGCAUACUAUGGGUUGUCUGCUUCAUAUGAGUAUGAGACAUUUUUGCAUUCAGUGAGCCAUGGUAUAAAACAGAUUUACCCUAGUUGGUUGCCUCCAUUCUAUCUUUUUCUGAACUCCCUACAGAUUCCCCCAUUCUCUCCCCCCUGUAUAAACCUCACAGUAAAGUUUGUAGUACUACUACAGCUAUUUUUGCCUUUCUGUGUAGUUAGUUUUACAUUGUUUACUUUAAGUAUAUAUAUUUUUUAUUACUGCAAACUAGAGCAAGUAAACCAUAAUUAUAUAUUUAGGUCUUAGCUUGAAAUCUUCUCCUCAGGUCAGCUGAUUAAUACAUGUAUCAUACAGUUUAUUCCUUUGACCAUAACCAGUAAGUAAGCUAAAUACAAUUGCAAUGACCAAAUGCCUGGCUCAGCCUUAUGGAUGUUGUGUGGCACAUUAAUAUAAAUUCUUCAAUUCCUGGUUCUGAAGUGACAGCUUUUCCUUUCAGUUUUGCACCAACAAAUUACGACUUAACCGAACUGUGUAAAUCAGACUUAUUUCUUGUCGUAAAUCCUGAGAAAAACAAUUUAUUAUUGCCAACUAGUCUUUCUUUAUAGAAUUAGAUAGUGUUGGUAUCGACGUGCCCUUUAGUAUGUGUAAUGCACCUUUUCUGUGAAACUCUAUUGACAAAUGAACAAGACAAAUGAUUAGAGGAUAGUAUGGUACCACCUGUGACACUAUAACUAAGAAACAGCGUCCAGGUGGGGCCAACUAUCCUUAACACCAGACCGAGACUCCAGGGGUCUCUCAGGGCUUAAAGGACCACUAUAGUGCCAGGAAAACAUACUCGUUUUCCUGGCAUUAUAGGGUCUCUAGGUCCUCCUCCCGCCGGGCUCUAGGGGUAGGAAGGGGUUAAAUCACUUGCCUUUCUCCACCGCCGGGCUCCCUCGGUGGUGGGGACUCUCCGCCUCCUUUACUGUCAUCGGCUGAAUGUGCAUGCACGGCAAGAGCCGAGCGCGCAUUCAGACAGUCCAUAGGAAAGCAUUCUCAAUGCUUUCCUAUGGAUGCAAGCGUCUUCUCACUGUGAAAAUCACAGUGAGAAGCGUGGAAGUGCCUCUAGCAGCUGUCAAUGAGACAGCCACUAGAGGCUGGAUUAACCCUAAUAUAAACAUAGCAGUUUCUCUGAAACUGCUAUGUUUACAGCAGAAAGGGUUAAUCCUAGAUGGACCAGGCACCCAGACCACUUCAUUAAGCUGAAGUGGUUUGGGUGCCUAUAGUGGUCCUUUAACCCUAUAGUAAACUAGAACAAAAAAGUACAAACAAAUAUACAUGGAAUCCCAGCACAAAAAGUGUUGAGAAUUCACUGUAUCACCUGAAAAUUAAAGUAGUUGUUGUUAUGGUAUCUAUAUAGUAUAAAGAUAUUUGCAGCUAGGUGUAUAUGUACAGUGAAAGUGAGAUCCGGUGGAAAUAAUAAUAAUCAUCUUCUAAUCAUCAAGGUAUGCUUCUAUGUUACAGCUAUAUAACAAAUCAAAGUCGCUUAUCUACAUAGAGUACAAAUGUGUAUAAAAUGAGCUUUUUUAGUUUUGUCUCUCAGUGUAAAGGAACUCCCCUAGAUCAUAUUCCUAGUGUUAUAUAGUAAAAUAUCUCCUGAUAUAUAGUAUCCUGAAAGUCUAUAACGUGUCUAUCCUAAUGAUAUAUAUUAGUAGCUUGGGGUACAGGCUAUUAUCCUCUCCCCCCCCCCCCAUUAUAAUGCCUGGUAGAAUGUAAUAGUAUAAAUGGUAACACACAGCUAAAGUAAAUAGUCAAAAAAUAUACACUUGUAUCCUAGUGGAUACCCAGAAGACAAACAAUAUUAGCAGAGUUUAUAGGUAGAAAGGAAAAAUGAGAAUACCAAUGCCGGAAAACAUUCGGUUUAAAUAGCCUCUCUCCCUGGUAAAUUAGCUAAACAGACAUAGGAGCAGAAAGUAAAAGAAAAAAAUUAUAACAUCAUAAAAACGUGCUUUAAAAAUGCUGUUCCCAUAACCCAGGAGGAAAAACGCCCGACGCUCGUUUCGGUAAAAUGCAAUAUGAGUUCCUUUACACUGAGAGCCAAAUCUGAAAAAGCUCAUUUUAUACACAUUUGUACUCUAUGUAGAUAAGCGACUUUGAUUUGUUAUAUCGCUGUAACAUAGGAGCAUACCUUAUUAGGUGAUUGUUAUUAUUUAUUUUACUUUAUUAUUUUUUCACCGGAUCUCACUUUCACUGUAUAUAUACAUAGCUGCAGAUAUCUUUAUACUAUAUAGAUACCAUAACAACAACUACUUUAAUUUCCAGGUGAUAGUGAAUUCUCAACACCUUUUGUGCUGGGAUUCUAUGUAUCUAUUUGUUUGUUCUUUUUUGUUCUAUUGAAAAAACAUGCUAGGUUUUGCAACUUGACAUAGAAACAUAGAAUGUGACGGCAGAUAAGAACCAUUCGGCCCAUCUAGUCUGCCCAAUUUUCUAAAUACUUUCAUUAGUCCCUAGUCUUAUCUUAUAGUUAGGAUAGCCUUAUGCCUAUCCCACGCAUGCUUAAACUCCUUUACUGUGUUAACCUCUACCACUUCAGCUGGAAGGCUAUUCCAUGCAUCCACUACCCUCUCAGUAAAGUAAUACUUCCUGAUAUUAUUUUUAAACCUUUGUCCCUCUAAUUUAAGACUAUGUCCUCUUGUUGUGGUAGUUUUUUCUUCUUUUAAAUAUAGUCUCCUCCUUUACUGUGUUGAUUCCCUUUAUAUAUUUAAAUGUUUCUAUCAUAUCCCCCCUGUCUCGUCUUUCCUCCAAGCUAUACAUGUUAAGAUCCUUUAACCUUUCCUGGUAAGUUUUAUCCCGCAAUCCAUGAACCAGUUUAGUAGCCCUUCUCUGAACCCUCUCUAAGGUAUCAAUAUCCUUCUGAAGAUACGGUCUCCAGUACUGUGUACAAUACUCCAAGUGAGGUCUCACCAGUGUUCUGUACAAUGGCAUGAGCACUUCCCUCUUUCUACUGCUAAUACCUCUCCCUAUACAACCAAGCAUUCUGCUAGCAUUUCCUGCUGCUCUAUUACAUUGUCUGCCUACCUUUAAGUCAUCAGAAAUAAUCACCCCUAAAUCCCUUUCCUCAUAUGUUGAGGUUAGGACUCUAUCAAAUAUUCUGUACUCUGCCCUUGGGUUUUUACGUCCAAGAUGCAUUAUCUUGCACUUAUCCACAUUAAAUGUCAGUUGCCACAAUUCUGACCAUUUUUCUAGUUUACCUAAAUCAUUUGUCAUUUGGCUUAUCCCUCCUGGAACAUCAACCCUGUUACAUAUCUUAGUAUCAUCAGCAAAAAGACAUACCUUACCAUCAAGACCUUCUGCAAUAUCACUAAUAAAAAUAUUAAAGAGAAUGGGUCCAAGUACAGAUCCCUGAGGUACCCCACUGGUGACAAGUCCAAGCUUCGAAUAUAUUCCAUUAACUACAACCCUCUGUUGCCUGUCACUCAGCCACUGCCUUACCCAUUCAACAAUAUUGGAAUCCAAACUUAAAGAUUGCAGUUUAUUGAUAAGCCUUCUAUGUGCAACAGUGUCAAAAGCCUUACUGAAAUCUAGGUAAGCAAUGUCUACUGCACCACCCUGAUCUAUAAUUUUAGUUACCCAAUCAAAAAAAUCAAUAAGAUUAGUUUGGCAUGAUCUCCCUGAAGUAAACCCAUGUUGUCUCUGAUCUUGAAAUCCAUGUGUUUUAGAUGUUCAUCAAUCCUAUCCUUUAACAUGGUUUCCAUCACUUUCCCCACUACUGAAGUAAGGCUUACUGGCCUAUAGUUGCCCGACUCCUCCCUAUUACCUUUCUUGUAAAUGGGCACAACAUUCGCUAACUUCCAAUCUUCUGGGACUACUCCUGUUAACAAUGAUUGGUUAAAUAAAUCUGUUAAUGGUUUUGCUAGUACACCACUAAGCUCUUUUAAUAGCUUUGGGUGUAUUCCAUCAGGUCCCAUUGACUUAUUUGUCUUUACUUUUGACAGUUGAAAUAGAACCUCUUCCUCUGUAAACUCACGUGUAAUAAAUGACUAAUUUAUCCUUUUUCUCAACUGAGGUCCCUUUCCUUCAUUUUCUUCUGUAAAUACAGAACAAAAUAUUCAUUGAGGCAGUCAGCCUGACCUUUAUCCUCUUCUACAUACCUUCCUUCUUUUGUUUUUAAUCUAACUAAUCCUUGUUUUACUUUUCUUUUCUCAUUUAUGUAUCUAAAAAAUGUUUUGUCCCCCUUUUUUACUGACUGUGCUAUUUUCUCUUCUGUGUGUGAUUUGGAAGCUCUUAUAACUUGCUUAGCCUCUUUCUGCUUAAUCUUAUAGAUCAUUUUGUCUUCCUCACUCUGGUUUUUUUUAUAAUUCCUAAAUGCUAACUUUUUGUUUUUAACUAUUUUGGCCACAUCUGCGGAGUACCACAGUGGUUUCUUGAAUUUUUUGCUUUUACUGACAAGCCUAAUGCAAUUUUCUGUUGCCUUCAAUAGUGCAACUUUUAAAUAAUCCCAUUUUUCUUGGACUCCAUUUAAAUUGCUCCAGUCUGAUAAUGACUCCUCUACCCAUAUUCUAAUUUUAGAAAAGUCUGUUUUUCUAAAGUCUAAAACUUUUGUUUUUGUGUGGUGUGACUCAGUCACUGUUCUUAUAUUAAACCACACUGACUGACUGAUCACUGGAUCCUAAACUUUCACCUACAGUAACAUCUGAUACCAAAUCUCCAUUUGUUAACACUAAAUCUAGUAUGGCCUCUUUACGAGUUGGCUCCUCAACAACUUGUUUUAGAGACAAUCCCAGUAGGGAGUUUAGAAUAUGUGUGCUCCUGGCACAAGUAGCUAAUUUUGUUUUCCAAUUUACAUCAGGAAGAUUAAAGUCACCCAUGAUGAUAACUUCCCCCUUCAUUGUCAUUUUAGCUAUUUCCUCAACUAGUAGAUUAUCUAACUCUUCAAUUUGUCCUGGGGGCCUAUAAAUCACACCUACACGAGUUACUGUGUGAUUACCAAAUUCUAACGUAGCCCAAAUGGACUCUAUGUUUGCCUCACUAACUUUUAUUAGGCUAGAUUUUAUGCUAUCCUUCACAUACAAGGCCACCCCUCCCCCUUUCUUGCCUUCCCUAUCUUUCCUAUAUAAAGACAUUUGUUGUAUAUUUAAAAACCCUUGACUUUUUAUAUGUAAAUGUAUUUAGUGUUUCUGUUUUUAUAUAAACUAAAGCUGGUAAAUUACUCGGUGUUACCCCACUAGGUGGAGAGUUAGAUCAGUAUAGCUUUGUAUAUAAAGGGGAUUUUUUUUCCCUUCCUUUUUUCUUGUAUAGUGGUGAAGUGACCGUGUGAAUGUAUGUAUUUUAUUUAUUUAUUUAUUUAUUUAUUUGUACUUUCCAAAGAUUUGCAGUUUCAAGGCUGUGAAUGAAAAUUCCCCUAAGAAAAUGGUAAAUUCCUGUAGAGACACAAGUAAAACAUUGUUGAAGAAUGCAGAAAUUGUGAUGAAUGUUUGUUCCAAUAAUAAGAAAUUAGGAAUUUAGUCAUGUGCAAAUAAUAAUCGGAAUAUUUUAGAACCAAUCCCCCCAAAAAAAAAUUACUAAUUUAAUUUAUAAUAUAAGUGGCACUCUCACUGUUUGGGGACUACAUUGUGCACCCAGAGGGGUAGGUAAAGGUGAGAUUUACUUACCAGAACUUGUCACUCACUGGACCGCCAUCUUACUCAGUCUACUUUUCUUUAGCUCCUGGCACUUCAGUGGCAGGAGCCAAAGUCACUGCUGUACUGUUACAUGUGCAGGAGUACAGCGUUGUCGUCUAAGGAGAUUCCUGCAUGAUUAAAGAUCCUCCUUAGACAGAGCCAGUUUCCUGCAGCCGUCACUGUGACUGCUGUCGGUAUUAACACUUAGACAAGUCCGCCCUUAGUCCAAGUCAGACGGAGGAGAAAUAGAGAUAGAGUAGUACAAAUGGUUUUUCGGAGGAGGACAUAUAGUACCGCUUUAAGCAUAGUUCCUAUAAAAUUUAAACCCUGUGAAAGUGACCGGUAUACUCUAAAUUGUAUAUUAAAGCCUUCUGAUGAACCCUCAAUUAACACAAUAUUUGUGUCUGUAUAUAUGCUUGAUAACUUAUUAAGACUAAACUUAACCCUUCGUGUGUGAUGAAACUCAUCUUUUUACUCUUUAUCUUUUUGUAUUAUAUAAAGACUAAGAUGAAGUGCUUUUUCCCAGCAUUAACACCAGCUGGUCAAGGGAGAUUUUAUUAUCUCUGCACACCCACAUGGGACAAAAGAUUAUUAUUAUAGGCACUAGGUCACAUAUCUGGUUUGCAAAGUUGAUCGUGGGGUCUUAAAGUUUGUUAAAAGGACACUCCAGAACGUUUAAAGCACCUCAGCUUGCUAUGUGUGAAGUGUGUCCUCCUUCUUCUUUUUUAUUUAUUAUUUUUUUUACACAACUUGCAGAUUUCAGUAGAAAUUGGCACUUUUAUAGAUUAAAGAAAAACUAUACUUGUGCACUUUCCAAAAUCCCUAUCUACAUUUGAAUAACUGAAAGUUUUUUUUUUUGUUUUUGUUUUUUUUUAGUAUCACUCCAAUGGCCAUUAAAGUGUAAUCUCACUUGCCAUGUCAACGCAAAUACAGAGUGUUUGUUUUUCUAAACCUCUGCAAACUUAUUAACCCUUAAUAGUGAACACAUGGAGUGGGCAACAGUACUUUAACAUGGUGGUGCAACGCAAAAGCAAAUAUAUUUACUUUUAUAAAUUAACCUUUUAACACCCUCUGGUAAACGGACACCAAAGUUCCAGCGUACCUACCUUGCCAAUAUUUCUCAAUGAGCUGCAUUGUGAAGUUUUGUGAGUCAAAUAAAUUCUGGGGUGAAUUAGAAUGGGUGGGCUUGCAAAGGCUUCAGAUAAGAUUUUCAGCUUUUGCAAGCUAUGUUUACAUAUACAUCCAAUGAAAACAUGUUUUUUUAUUUUUAUUUAUUGGGGUUAUGCAGUUGAGUGUCACUUUAAACCCUGACCUACUGGCAGAGAAGAAACUGCUCACUGCACACAUUUAUUAGAAACUUACAUGAAAUUGCCUAUGUAAAGUGCUGGGAAUAGUAUUGAAUCCAUGUGUGUAAUAAAUGCAAAAGAAUAAUAAGCGCUCUCUUCUCAGGGGUGAGCUGCAGUUCACCAACAAGGUGUUCCUCUACCUUGUGAUAAAUGGACAGAUAAAAUAGAAAGGUGAACAGCGCUAAAAAUCAGAAAAUGUACAUACGUUUUGUAGAAAUACUGGCCAGCAGAGUAACUUAAAAAAAGAGAGAAACAAAAAUACAAAUAAUGGUACAGUAUGUAUGAAUGAUAUAAUUCCACAAGAACAAAGGUGUUAUAUUCACACUCACACUUUGAGGAGCUAUAUCAGCUCGGUGUUAAGAGCCUGGACGGAAUAAUCCCCGUCUAUGGAUUUCUUGAGGUUCAAGACCGUUGGUGAAUUUAUAGGUGUAAAUAUUUGUUACAUGAAAAACAAGAGUAAAAUACACCACAUGGUAUAGUACGUAAAUAUAAAAUAUUGUGAAAAAAAGUGGAUGAUCCUACUUACAUAUACUAGAGCAACGACCUGCUCUAGUUUGGAGAAUUUCAGGUGGAAUAAUCCCCACCUUGGGAUAUAGUGGACCCAGGUAUAGCAGCAAAGCAGUAUUGGAUAGGAAGGAGGACAAAAGGAAUGACUGGAUAGUUUGAAAAAUAUAUAUACUUUAAUACAAUAAGUGAAAAGUGAAUAAUAAACUAUAAAACCAGUCCUGUAUAAAAGUCCAAAAUUCCUCCUCACUUGACGCGUUUCGCCGAAGCUUUCUCAAAAGUGAAUCACUUUUCACUUAUUGUAUUAAAGUAUAUAUAUUUUUCAAACUAUCCAGUCAUUCCUUUUGUCCUCCUUCCUAUCCAAUACUGCUUUGCUGCUAUACCUGGGUCCACUAUAUCCCAAGGUGGGGAUUAUUCCACCUGAAAUUCUCCAAACUAGAGCAGGUCGUUGCUCUAGUAUAUGUAAGUAGGAUCAUCCACUUUUUUUUUCCACAAUAUUUUAUAUUUAUGUACUAUACCAUGUGGUGUAUUUUACUCUUGUUUUUCAUGUAACGAAUAUUUACACCUAUAAAUUCACCAACGGUCUUGAACCUCAAGAAAUCCAUAGACGGGGAUUAUUCCGUCCAGGCUCUUAACACCGAGCUGAUAUAGCUCCUCAAAGUGUGAGUGUGAAUAUAACACCUUUGUUCUUGUGGAAUUAUAUCGUUCAUACAUACUGUACCAUUAUUUGUAUUUUUGUUUCUCUCUUUUUUUAAGUUACUCUGCUGGCCAGUAUUUCUACAAAACGUAUGUACAUGUGUGUAAUAGUCUUGUGCCAAACCCUUUGGAGUAGGACACCGUUUAAAACAAACGGUUUGAGUUGUGCAAGUUAUGGUUUUAACUGUAAUGGUACUCCUAAAUAGGGACUACUUUGUAUAUGACCUUAUCUGUGGCAAAAUAGUGCAAUGGUCAAAACUUUUGCUGCUACAUCUAACUAUUUCCCAUCACCUUUCUGUUGCGAUAGCUAGUGGGACAGAUAUCAAUGCGCAAUGUAAGACUGUCUAUGGAAGAGGCCACCUUUUUGCAGGACUAAUUUGGAGUGGUCAUGGUACUUGGAGUCUGUAGGGCAGUGCUUCGCUAUUAAACACUGCGCGUACAGAGUUUAACCUAACUCCAUAACCGGCUGCGUCAUUGAGGUGUCAUUAGCCAGCCCGAACAAUAGGUUUGGGUGGCUUAUGUAAACUUUGUGCAAAUCUAGUGUUGCCAGACAGCCAAUCAUGGCAUGAACCCACCACUCUCCCCCUGGCUGUCAGUACCUCCUAACAGAUUACCCUCCCUGACAUUUGUUCCUCUUCAGCGGGACGAGUAGGAAGUGACUAUUUCAGAGGAGAAUUGAGUAUCCGUGAGAACUUUGCCUCAGAACUGACACAAAAGUAAGUUUCAGCAAUUUUAUUUCUUUAUUUUUGUUUGGGGUAGAGGAACGUCACUUUGACCAAAAACAGUGUUUUUUAUUAAAGCUGUUUUUUUUGGUUGGUAACCUUUUAAACAAUUUAAUGCAAAUUCUUUUAGAAAUUGUUUUCACAAUGCCUUGUCACAAAUAAAUGGUAAUGUAUGGCAUUUCUACCUUCAAGAAUCAGAUGAUUUUGCCUAUGCAUGACAGUUGGACAGGUCAUUUAAAGUGGACAUCUUCUGCUGUAUAAGUAGGAGGUGGGGGAAAUUCCUCCCUGACAAAGGGGUAUUGACCAUUGUUCAGAUAAACAUUCCCUGGAUCUUAUUUUAACUAUAUGAAGUAAUAUGGGGGUUCCCACAAAGAUUCCCUUUGUGUUAGUUUUUUAUAUUUUGUGUAAAUCCUGUAUCUUUUUUGCUUUGUUAAAUGUUCUGUCUAUUAUGGCACUGGUGAGCUCACAAUUUGCUCUGAAAGUAAUCUAAGUACAAUAACCACUUACUACUAAAUGGUGUUGGUAGACCAUGGGGGUUAUCUCCCAGUUCUUUGUCAAGAUGCUUGACCAAAACAUGUGGUCCCCAGUGUUCCUGUGGCCUGGCUUUCACGUGUUGGAAUUGCUAAUGCAAAAGUCCCACUUAUGCAUUGGUCAUAUCCAUUUCAUCCAUAUUUUGGAUUACGUUGAUUAGCAGAUUCUUUUAUGGGAUUGAGAUGGACUAUAUUGCCACCAUUUUAACACUGUACCUCCAGAGCUGUCAGUUGGGCAGAAGAGUUCUGGAUUGUGUGUGUUAAUUAGGUUUGUCAAAGAUGUGCAUGUGGUGUGUUCACACUGCAUGCACAAAUUGGACUACACAAUCUUUUCUUGCAGAAGGGCUGCCAAGCCAUGGACCACAGCUCUUGCUGGUAGCUGCUGAUAGCCCAGUUUAAAGGACCACUUUAGUGCCAGGAAAACAUACUUGUUUUCCUGGCACUGUAGGGUCUUUAGGUCCCUCCCACCCUUAGGGUCCCCCUCCCUCCGAGCUCUAGGGUGAGGAAGGGGUUAAACACUCACCUUUUCUCCACCGCCGGGCUCCCUCAGCGGUGAGAACUCUCUGCCUGCUUUCCAGUCAUCGACUGAAUGUGCAUUUCACUUAAACUUACCUCUUUCUCCAGCGCCAGGUGGGGGACUCUCCUCCUCCUCGGCUGCAUCUGCUGCAGGAGCCGUGCGCACAUUCAGCCAGUCCAUAGGAAUGCAACUAGGUUAAUCCUAGAGGGACCUGGCACCCAGACCACUUCAUUAAGCUGAAGUGGUCUGGGUGCCUAUAGUGGUCCUUUAAUAAGCCUGAUUGUUUCUCUUCUUGGCUUGAGAGGAUUCUUCCUUGUAAGUCCAGAAAAUAAAUGUAUUGAAUGUAUAACAUAAUAGAAAAAUAUGAAGGGAAGAGUUGUACCUUGCAUUUAAGUUGGAAAAAUAACAAAAAUGUCUUACUGUCGGAGAAAUAGAAUAUUUUCAAAUAUAACUUUAAACAUUGUGAUGGGGGUGGGGUAUUUUGUUGCUUGAAAAUAAAAAUUGCUUAAUAGCCUGAUGCAGAACACAUUUCCAAGUAAAAUAAGUCAUCUUUGUAACAGCUGAAAGGAAAUCUUUAUCAUGCUUCAGGAUGUGGUUAAUGUUAUGUUUAAUGUAACUAAAAGCUUCAGUGAUGGGUAUGUAUGUGUUAAGAUGAUUAUUUUUAUUCACUACAGCAGUAUGUUUACUAUCUGUUUGCAUUUUUCUUGUGCGUUUGUUUAAAUUCUUUGCUGAUUACACAAAAGUUUAGUUUUGUGUUGGCUAUUAACAAGUUUAAUAAUAAUUACGAAUCUUUAGCAAUCUCAACCUAGCUUCCAGUGAAGUCUUGCUAUGGGCAUUCAGUCAUCACAUUUUCACUUCUUGGUUUGUUUAUUUCAGUUUGAGAUAUAUGGAAAUUUCUUUAUAUCUUAUUUAGUGUUCCUUUUAACCUUGGAGGGACACCAGAGGCUCACAGAUUAUAUUAUCCCAUUGAUGUGGUCUGGCUGCUGUGUCCCUGUUCCUUUAGCUCUGCUAUGCAAAACAUUGAGAGUUUUUUAGAGAAACUGCAGUUUUUUCAAUUGCAGAAUUAAAACUGCCAUGGUAGACUGCUACUAGAGGAGCUUCUGAAAACUCUUGUUUCACAGAGUUUAACUCCGUAAAAUGAUGCUGGACACACUCAAGCUUUGUAUGAGGAUGUCCAGCACCUUGCAAAGCCCCAUAGGAAAGCAUCAAGUCGAUGCUUUCCUAGGGUGAAGUACUAAUGUGUAGCGCAAGCAUUAGCCUCCCCCCAUUGUUUGAUUUUGGAGGAGGAAAACCUGACCCAGUUCUUGGACUUUUGUGCUGGAAUCAGGUAAGUGUAUAAAGGGUUGUUUAAUCCUUUCGAGAGGGGUGGAGGAAAAGCGACAUUGUAUUGUUUAGACAAUAGUGUUACUUUACCAAACACUUAUUAAAUGCAAGUAAGUGAAUGGAAUUAAAGGACCACUAAAGUCAUCCAGUGUACAUCAUCUCAAUGAAGUGGUCUUGGUGCAGUGAUCCUAUAGUUUUAACCCAUCAAGGUAAAACAUUGCCAUUUUGCAGAAACCUCAUUAUUUCUAUUAAAGUGUUAAACACGCCUUUAAGUAGCAGUUCGUAUUAUGUCAAAUAUCCUAAAAUGUGGCUCUUAGAAAUACAUUGGAUUUAGUGCUUUUCUAUUAGAAGCAUUUGAUUGGAUGCGCACACUCCUCUUUGAGUAUUAUUGGAUUGGACCAGCGGCGAGGAAGCAAUGCCUACUCGAUGAAGUUGUUGAAGGUGGAUCGCACAGCAGAGCCAAGGGAGUCUCGAUGCUGAAGAAUAGUAAGUAAAAAAAACCUUUUUACACAGCAAAAGGGGAGGCCCUGAUCACAUUUGGAACACAGGUUUGUAUUCCUAACACUAGAGUUCCUUUAAGUGAAAAACAAUUAAUGUAACAAUUUUGACAUUACAUAUUUAUAAAUUAUCUUGAAAUAGGUGUUGCCAGUCAUGUUUCAGUGUUUGUAUUACUUUACAGAGUUUCGUGUCAUCUGCAAUGUGAGCAGCAUAUUGCUUUGCUGCAGAGGCAUUAUGGUAGAUUGGGGGACUGGAUAAUCAAAUGGCAGAUGAAAUUUAAUGUAGAGAAAUGCAAAGUUACGCACUUUGGGGUCAAGGAUGCACAAGCAACGUACACCCUAAAUGGUAGAAGAUUAAGGUUAACAGCACAAGAUAAGUAUUUGGGAAUUGUUAUAGAUAACAAACUAGGCAACAAUGUGUAAUCUCCAUCGGCCAUGUAUUAAUAAGGGCAUGAAUUAUCGGGAUCAAAAUAUAUUUUGCCCGUUUUAUAAGCCAAUGGUAAGCUCACACCUUGAAUAUGCUGUGCAAUUUUGGGAACCUUUCUAAAGAAGGAUAUUUUGUCACCAGAAAAAGUGCAGAGGCUGGCUACAAAAUUAAUAAAAGGAAUGGAGCAUUUUAGUUUUUUAAAAAGGCUAACAAAUUUAAAUUUCUUUAGUUUAGAAAAACUGGGCCUCAGAGGAGAUAUGAUAGCAUUAUACAAAUAUAUUCAGGGUCAAUACAAACUAUUGUCUGGAAAUCUAUUCAUAAACAGGGCUACACAUAGGACACACGGUCACGCAUUUAGAAUGCAAGAAAGGAGAUUUAGUCUAAUGCAAAGGAAAGUGUGUUUUUUUUUUUUACAGUAAGAAGUAUACGGAUGUUUAAAGAGUUGGUUUUAUCAGUUUGCACAGAUGUUUAAACAGCAAUUGGAUAAAUACUUACAAAAACAUAAUAUUCAGGGAAAUUUAAUUUUAAUUAGUUGAGUAAUAGCUUAUUAAUCAAAUUAGAUAUCUGACUGCCCUUCGAGGGUCAAGAAGGAAUUAUUUCCAUAAUUUGUUGCAAAGUUGAAAGUGCUUCAAACAGGGCUUUUUUCCUCCUUUUAGAUCAACAGCAAAAACAGAUGGGGGAAGCUGAACUUGAUGGACACAUGUCUCUUUUCAGCUAUGUAACAAUGUACUAUUUGUGAACAACUGUCCUGUUUUACAUUGACAACACAACAUUUCAUUAAAUGUAGUAAAAAAUAUUUUUUUUUUUUUUUUUUUUUUUUUUUUAUAUAAGUGGAAAAUUUAGUGACUUUGUUUCUAACAUCCUGAACUUUAUGGAGCCUGGUUUGCUUUGAAAUCAACUAUUCCCAAUAAAAAGCUCUUUAAUGGCACAGUACUCUGUACACCAUUCUCCGACAGCUUGUUUGAGAGGAGGAGAGAGGCUGUCCAUUCCCUGGCUUACUUCCAAGGAAAAAAAGAACAAACUUGGCAGUAAUGGCAGAGUUUUUAUUUUAAACUAGGACAAGUCAUACAAAAAUAGAAUCAUUGAUUAUGGCUAACAGUUUAAAACACUGGAAAUAUCUGGCUUGCUAAAAAUAUUAGAGAUAUAGGAAAGUCUGGAGCAACUAAUGUUCACUUGUUAUUCCUGUAUUGAUUCUAGUGUUGGUAUCAAUAUCAUGAUGCAGUACAUAAUUGUAUAUUGUAACGCAUAUUUCUGAUUGUAUAUAGUAUGUUUUUAAUGCACAUACCCCAAAGUCAUCCUGACUCAACAUAGCUCAUGAUCUUUGAACAGCUUGGUUUAAAGGACCACUAUAGGCACCCAGACCACUUCAGCUUAAUGAAGUGGUCUGGGUGCCAGGUCCAGCUAGGUUUAACCCUUUUUUCAAUAAACAUAGCAGUUUUAGAGAAACUGCUAUGUUUAUAAUAGGGUUAAUCCAGUCUCUAGUGGCUGUCUCAUUGACAGCUGCUAGAGGGCUUCCGCGCUUCUCACUGUGAUUUUCACAGUGAGAAGACGCCAGCGUCCACAGGAAAGCAUUGUGACUGCUUUCCUAUGGACUGGCUGAAUGCGUGUGCAGCUCCUGCCGCGCAUGCGUAUUCAGCCGAGGAGGAGGAGAGUCCCCCUCUCGGCGCUGGAGAAAGAGGUAAGUUUUAACCCCCAGAGCACGGCGGGAGGGGGUCCCUGAGGGUGGGGGCACUAUAGUGGUCCUUUAAUGAUAUCAUGUAACGGUUGUCCUCCUCAGUAAGCAAAAGUGCAGCGCGUUCUCAUUUCAGAACACUACAUAUUGCUGCACUUUGAGUUGGUGAUUAUGAUGAAUAAUCAAGUAUCGGGAUGUUAUCCCUAGUCUUCAAGGUAUAAGCAGGGCUCAAUAUUUGCCAGUGGCGAGUGAAAAUGUAGCCCUGGGAUGUAGAGAUGCACCCCUGGCUGAUAGCAGAGGUAGUACUAGAAGGUGCAAGCUGCAUUAUAAGUAUUUUUAGCCUGCUCUCAGCCAAACAAGUGCUUAGAUAUAGCCAAAUUACGUUCAAUUGACAAAAUCUGUUAGUUUUAUCCAACAAAUUGCAGUAUAAUUAUUUUUUUGACUAUUCACAAAGUAGAUUUAGUAAUAUGAAAUGCAUUUGCCAUGGGGAUACCAUUUGACAAGCUGUUUAAAAUCCGCCAAACCUCCGGAUUGCAACCACAUGUUUAUUUUGUUUAAAGGGACACUGUAGUCACCAGAACAACUACAGCUUUAUGUAGUUGUUCUGGUGAGUAUAGUCAGUCCCUGCAGGGGGGCGGGACCUGACCACCGAACUAGCGGGACGCAGGCUGAAAGAGCUCAUCAGCCUGACUUUACUAUUAAGCUUAAAAGUUUCUCUUCCAUUUUGCAAAUCCUGCCUUUGUACAGAAGGGAGAGCUAAUCCUGCUGUUGGUGGGCUGCUUUUGGAUGCCUAUGAUGAUCUUAGACAGAGGUCUAAUACACGACCUGCUACUUUCCCCAACCCCAUCUGGGAUUUGUACCAACUGUGCCGAAUGCUUGAUUUCCCCUCCCCUCUAGACCGCUGGGGUUAUCAAAGUCCCAACUGGAUUUAACAAGCCUGCUUUACCAUGGAAGACCGAUGGCAGCCCUACACCAUGAGCCAGAGGUUGGUUACCCAAAAAGGCAGCAUAAAUGGAAGCAUGAGCCACGCAGCCCGAUUCAGACAUAGACUGACUGCCCCCCCUGCACAUAUUCCAUAACCCUCAUCUUGGGUCCUGAGCUGUGACUCAUCUACUCAUCUUCCCAGAGAUCACAUGCUUGAUUUACAUUUGUUUGGCUUGUUUAGUUUUAUUUUAAUCUAAUAUUGUCCCUGGUCAACCCAACAGUCUGGCAACACCAAGAUGCCGGUCUCUUAUUCUACCACCCAUUGGACAUUAUUCUCAUGUGUUUGAGGAUGCAGCAAUGUGCCUUGUCUGUCUGGUUUUUCUUUUGAGUUUUCACAUCUCUGCUCUAAACUAAACUAAAAAUUGUGCAGUUUCUCUGAAUGCCAUAUUAACAUCUCAUAAUGUUUAUUCCGAUCCUUGUACCUGCUGUUGUGGCAUAUUGUUACCAUUUGCACAGCUAAUAUAAGGAAUGUAAAAAAUAAAAUAGUCUUUGCAGGCUUUUUAAUAUUCAUUUUUUUUUUUUUUUAUUUUUUUUUUUUAUAAUUUUUUAUUUUUGCAGUGCAUAUAGAGAUAACAAACAGGCAUGGGGUACCCCAAAGGCAAUCCACAUGCACAUUUCCAGACAAUAGUUACACAGUAGUAAGAGCAUUGGGGUAUGUUGAACAGUGCACUAAUUUUAUAUUUGGGUAUAUGCUUGAGUCGUGCUAAAUAAACUUUUUGUACACAAGGUUCCGUUAGCGCUAAUUUUACUAGGUUGGCAUUAGUAACUCAGUUGUUAUACCAUGUGUAGAGUAUGGAGCCUAUACAGCGAUCAUUCAUUUUGUUAUAUUCGGUGUUCACAGUUAUACUAAGCUUAAUAGCACUCGACAAUCACAUUAUCCUAAUCACUAUAACAGUUAACAUUUAACCGCUUAAAUAGCUGUAACCAUGCUUACUUUAAUUUAACCCAUUCUUAUUGUGCUGGGCAUUUGAAUAUCAGGCACAAUUGCAUUAGAACAUAAACUUGUUUAACAUAAUCAGGGUUAACCGUGUAGCUUCGUCUGUAAGUAUGUAUUUAUGCUGUGAAUAUGCUUGGUCAGAGCGUGGGUUAAGUUGGAAGCUUGCGGUUACACAUUGCUAGGCAGGUAGAUUAUGCAUGUUGUGUGGGUAAUAUGCUAGGCUAGUGUGAUGUUAUCAGGCAUAGAAGUGUAGGAUCUAUGUGUAACAAGCUGGUGCAGCGACAGCGUGUAUAAGACUGAUAUAGCUAUAGAAGCUAGGAUUUUCGUUGUUAGCUAAGGUGUGAGUAAGCCUGUGUGUACAAUGGGCUAUUUACAGUUAACAGUGUCCAUGAGGGGUUGUCAGGUCGCAGACCGUUGGCAGGCUUCAGGAGGUAGGCUGAUGGGUGUGUUGUGUGCCUUCCUCAGCCUAUGCCCCGUGCUUGCCGCAAUGGAGAGUCCGUUUCCAGGUUUGGUUUGCUCGUGCUUCUAGUCGGUAUGCGGGAACGUGGGUUGCCCUGUUCGCGUUGCGAGCUCUGUGUGCUGCACGAUGGGUCUCUGUCUCUUCGGCUCUGGGCUUUGUAGGGGGCUAGUGCCCUCUGUCCGUGGAUCCCCCUCCGUCGGGAGGCCGGAUCAUGGGUCCCCGGGGUUUCCGGCUUGCGGUCUUCCCUGUGGGUGGUCGGACUACGGCCUGGAGUUUCCUCCAGUUGGGCCCCCGGCCCAGAAGAGGGACAGGUGUCCGCUGCUGUGUGGUAGGUAGGUUCUGUUUCGGGAGGGCACGGCUGGGGUCCCCGCUUGGCUAAGCGGUCCCAGAAGGCCUGGCAAAUAGCCUCAAACCGGGCGUCAAAGGCCUCUCUCCAGCUUUGGUCCGUCUGGCUUACUGGGCUGUGUUGGGGUUGCGCUGUGGCGGCCAUCUUGAGGGUGCCUCGUGGCUACUGCCCAGGUGUCUGGCUCAGGCCCCUUGGCAGUAGCUAGUAGUCUGUGCUUCAGUCGCUUAGUGUGGACCGGGAUGUCCCCCACCGGUCCGGGGGGGGGAAAAGGAGUUAGGAGGUAUGCUGAGCCUGUGGUCUGGCUCUCUAGCGAGGAAAGUGGCCGCCUCUCCUCGGUUCGAUCCCCAGUAGGCCUCAGCAGGUUUUUAGGGUUCCCGGCACUUGUUAGACGAGAAUCGGGUGUCAAUCGGUUCCUCCGGGUGUCCCCUUCUUGUUUAGCAUCCUCCUGAUAGUAGACGUGCCGGUUUUUAGGGGUUUUUACCCUUAAAUGUGCAGUUUUGGUCAGGAGCUUGGUUCCUGCAUGUCUGAUCAGCCUGGAAGCUAGGCUCCGCCGGCUUUUUAAUAUUCUUAUUUCAUUUUGUGAUAUAUAUAUAUCCACCAACUAAAUACAGUGGCUCCUAUGGGGUUAAAUGAAAGUAACACAUAUCAUUCUUUUAUAUGAAGGUUGACAGCUAGUUAAGUUUUAAUUUUUACAUUCAUGCCUAUUAUGUUUUUGUUUAGUAUUUUGUGAUUUUAAUGUAUGGAAAGUGAUUAUAAUUGUUGUUAUAUAUAAUUAUGUUAUGUACAUAUAGAUGGCAAAGCAUACCAUGAUCUGUUAAGCACUUUAUACAGUAGCACUUUUACAUUGCACUUUAUUUGCACCAUUAGCACUUUUUUGACACUAUUAACACUUUAGACUAUUGUAUUUGCACUGGAUCACUUUCUGGCGUAGUGUUGCUUUAUAUACCCAGGAUGGGUUAAUUUAUAAGUUAUUUAGGCAUUGAGUGAGUCACAUUCAUGUCUCUAUAAUGUUUAAUGAUAUAUAUAGCUAUCUAAUAGCUUACUAUACACUCUAAUCACUUUCUUACACCUAACACUCUUUGUACUUUUAGAUCCCCAGAUUUAUAUUAAUUGUGUUAUUUAUCAUUCAGUCCGUCGCACUGGUUUGUAUGAACACAAGGAUUUGUUUACAUGGUUGCUGCGGCAACGGUAGUAUCCGAUACGUAGGCACGCAACGUGAGGGGGCGUGACGCAUUAACAUGCGCGCGCAUACCCGGAAGAGUACAGGGUGUCGGCGGGAACACGGGGGAACACACCUGAGUGAGUACUUUCAUUAUAGAUUUAGGUAUUUAUUGUCCAUGAUUGCACUUUACUGUAUUGUUCUGUUGUUCUAUUUUUUGACCCUGAGGAAGGUCCCGAGCGGGGACCGAAACGUUGGUCGUGGUUUUUAAAUAUGUUUAAAUAAAUUUUUUGUUUUAAAUCCGGAGAGCAGCCUUUCUACUUGUUGUCUUCUAUAUAUAUAUAUAUAUAUAUAUAUAUAUAUAUAUAUAUAUAUAUAUAUAUAUAUAUAUAUAUAUAUAUAUCUAUCAGAUUCAUAUUUCUUCCUUUAAUGGUAUAGAAUAUAUAUGAGUGCACUUAAACAGGGUGUCAUUACGGUAGAAAUGAGCUCUUGACAAAAGUGCCAAGAAGGUCAUUGAUUCAAUGCAUUCCUAUAAGAAAGCUUAAAUCCACACACAGCCCUCACUGUGCAUGCGCAUUAGGUGCCAUCACCGUGACGUUGCAGGAGGAGAGCCAGCGCCAAGGGAGCCUCGGCAUUGGGUGGUGGUGGUGGGGGACCUAUAAAAUUAGGGAUUGGGACAAUAUAGUUUUGCAUUAGAAAUGCAUGAAUAUGUGAUGGUUUUUAAAGGAGAUGGAACAAAGAAUUUUGCUAGUAUUAAGGAUAAUACGAAAGGCUAGAUAUAUAAUAUAUACUUUUUUCUUUUUACAGGUUUAACUCACAUGAGAUUACUCCACCUUUUGCCGUACUGAAAAACUUGGAUUUUUUUUUUUUUUUUUGUGGAACACAAUACAGUAUAGAAGAGAGAUAAAACAGAAGAAGUAUAAAAUCCUCCUCCAUCAUGUCGAACCCUCUCAAACAAGUGUUCAACAAGGACAGAACCUUCCGCCCAAAGCGGAAGUUUGAGCCAGGGACACAGAGGUUUGAAUUACACAAGAAGGCUCAGGCCUCCCUCAAUGCUGGGCUGGACUUGAAGGUGGCUGUCCAGCUGCCACAUGGAGAGGACCUUAAUGAUUGGGUGGCAGUCAAUGUUGUUGAUUUCUUUAACCGCAUUAACCUGAUAUAUGGUACCAUCAGUGAUAGCUGCACUGAGCAAACUUGUCCUGUCAUGUCAGGUGGCCCAAAAUACGAGUAUAGGUGGCAAGAUGAUAACCGGUAUCGAAAGCCCACUGCACUUUCUGCUCCGAAAUAUAUGAAUCUAUUGAUGGACUGGAUAGAAGUUCAGAUAAACAAUGAAGGGAUAUUCCCUACCAAUGUUGGUGAGUUUUGCUUUUUGAAUGCUAAAUAUACAGACUCUAUAUACAACAGCUCAAUAAACUAAGCACAUUCAUAUCACUGGGACCUAUUGGCAGACCGGCUCAUUUUUAUGAGUGGGUCUGUGUACAGUAGGAGAUGGGGAUUAGUGGUCUAUGCUGGCCCGGUGUGUACACCUCAGAUCUCAAGUUGGAGGGAUCUUGGAUAGCAAAUAAGAAUGUACAAUUCCUCCUAGGAUGUCACUGGGCUAGGGAAAAGGCUUAUAACUGUAGCAAUAUUUGAAAAGCCAGACUGAAAGGAGAUUGGAAAUGGCAUACUCUGAGCAAUAAUGUAUGUAUAAAGUAUAGGUUAAAAUGAUAGUGUCACUUACAACAGGGCUUGACGAAUUUGCUUUGAAUCUACGAUCCAGCUAAAAAAGUUAGGAGCCAGAUUUUAAAAUACAAUUCUUAAAGGGAAACGAUAAUCACCAGGACCACUACAGCUUUGGUUCUGGUGUCUAUAGACAGUCUCUGCAGUUUUCAAUGUAAACACUGACUUUUUACAUUGCAUCCUUGUGACACCUCUAGUGACCGUCACUUUGUUUGGACUGCCACUAACAGUGUUUCCUGUGUCAGUGCUGCACAGUGUGCAGCACCUACUUUCAGUGCCUCCACACUCUGCAUGGAGUCGCUGAACAUUCCCCAUAGAGAUACAUUGAUUCAAUGCAUCUCUAUGAGGAGAUGCUGAUUGGUGUAGCGUUUUGCAGCCAGUCCUGUGGCAAAACAUUGGAUUGGCUGAGAUCAUCAAGCUUGAUGACCUCAGCCAUAGAGGCAGGGCCAGUCGAGGAGAUACCAGCACGGUGUGGGGAGAAAAAAGGUGAGUAAAAACACUAUUCCAUUGCGAACGGAAGGGGUCUGGUAAUCUAAACACACACACCAUGACAGAGACACACACAUAUACCAUGACACAGACAGACACACACUAACAGACUGACUCACAUUAUUGCUUGUAUUUAUACCUUUUGGGUCCAGUGGGCGACCGGCCAGAGGAUUGUGCAGGCGGACGGCAUGCUGGGGAAUCGUUCAGGCGGGCAGCAAGUUGGAGGAUUAUGGAUGCGGGCGGCAUACUGGGUGGGCGGUUUGCUGUGCGAAUAGUAGGCACUUUUAGGGAGAUGUGCUGUCUCUGCUCUGCUCCCCAGCGUGCAGCUUAAUGCCACUCAGUAUGCCACCUGCCUCAGAGGUAAGGGGCUCGCAUAUACCAGGCACCAAGGCUAAAUUCUUAGGAGCCAUGGUGACCUGGCGUCUGGGAUCUGUUGAGCCCUGACUUACAAUAUUUGUCACUUACCUGGGUCUAUCGUCUUCUCUCAUAGUCUGCCAGCGGGGGAGACGUAAUGCGCAUGCGCUGCAAUGGUCGCGCUCGCAUUAGGAUUUCCCCACGGGUAAGCAUUAUUCAUUGCUUUCCUGUGGGGUUUCGGGUGACGCUGGACAUCCCCAUGCAUAGGGUGAGGACAUCCAGCGUCAGCUAGGUGACCAAAAGUCGCCUAAGAGCCUGGAAGUCCCUCUGGUGGCUUUCUGGCAGACAGCCACUAGAGGUGGAGUUAACCCUAUCAGGUAAUUAUUGCAGUUUCUUAAAAACUGCAAUGAUUACCUGCUCAAGGUUAAGGGACCUGGGACAGUGCACCCAGACCACUUGAAUGAGCUGAAGUGGUCUGGAUGCCUAUAGUGUCCCUUUAAGACUUGUCACAUGUAAGUUAAAGGGACACUAUAGUCACCAUAACAACUACAGCUUAUUGAAUUUGUUCUGGUGGGUAGAAUGAUUACCUUUUUCUUGUAAAUACUGUCUUUUCAGAGAAAAUGCAGUGUUUACAUUACAGCCUAGUGAUAACUUCACUGGCCACUCCUCAGCUGGCUGUUAGAGAUCCUUCCUGGGUCAUGGCUGCCUAAAAUGCAUCCAAACAUUCAGUAUCUCCUCCCUCUGCAUGCAGACACUGAACUUUUCUCAUUCAUUGAUUCAAUUCAUCUCUAUGAGGAGAUGCUGAUUGGCCAGGGCUGUGUUUGAGUCAUGCUGGCUCUGCCCCUGAUCUGCCUCUUUGUCAGUCUCAGCCAAUCCUAUGGGGAAGCACUGUGAUUGGAUCAGGCUACCACUUCUGAUGAGGUCAGCAGACUACUUGUUUUUUUGAGGCAAACAGCAUGCAGAGUUACAGCUUCUGGCUUGAUACAGUAAGCUUUUACUAUAUUUAUGGAGGCAUGAGGGGCCCAGGGGGGCUAGAUGGUGGUUUUAACACUAUAGCGUCAGGAAUACAUGUUUGUGUUUCUGACCCUAUACUGAUCCUUUAAAUGCAAUCUUUGGAAGUCAUGGAGCAUAAACAAAAUCAUAGCUUCUGAUUAAGCUAUAAGUAGCUUCUGAAUAUUAGAAAAAUCAGUAAACCUAAAGUAUAAGUUAUGGAUUUCUUUAAAAUUGAAGAAAAAUCUAAUCUAUAAUACAUUUAAAUAUUUAAUAUAAAUUUACAAAACAAGAGUAAAUCUGUGAAUAAAGUGGAGGUAUUAAAUUGGCCUAAGGUUUGUGCUUGAUAUUUUGGUGUAGAUGGUAAAAUGUAUGUAAAUGGUAUAUAGUUUGUUGUGAAAUACUGACAUUUACAUCUGAUCAAUUUUAACAGGUACACCCUUCCCAAAGAACUUCCUGCAAGUAGUAAAAAAGAUACUGUCCAGGCUCUUCAGAGUAUUUGUCCAUGUCUAUAUUCACCACUUUGACAGGAUCAUCCACAUGGGAGCAGAAGCUCAUGUAAACACCUGCUAUAAGCAUUUUUAUUACUUUGUAACAGAAUUUAAUCUGAUGGACACCAAAGAACUUGAGCCUUUGGUGAGUGUGGAUUUGUUUUUAUUAGUAAUCCUUAGUGUAAUUAGAUGUUAAAUUUGCUUGCAAUAUGUGGAGAAUGGUGGUCUUAUAUCCGAUAAAGUUAGAUUUUUUUUUACUUGGGGGUAAAAAAACUAUAAGCUUAGCUUCUGUCAGCGCAGGUAUAAAACUUCUAUUAAAUGUAUGGUCACAUCGGGAAUCACCUUAAAUAGGCCACCUGUAUUUAAUUUUUCUAGUGUAGCAUACCUAAUUUUCUUCAUCCCUUUUAUAUAAGAUGCCUCUGACCCAUCUGAAUUAAAGGGACAUGAGGCACCAGAAACUUUACAGCUUUAUGUAGUGCUUCUGGUGCAAAGAGACUGUGCCUGCAGGUCUGUGAAAACGUAUUGUUUACGUAUUUCCCUAAGCCUGUGUCUACACUAACGGCCACUAGAGGCAUUUCCUGAUGCAGUCCUGCAAUGUCUUCACACUCUAUCUUAAGUCAGAGGUGCCGACUACCGCAGCAUGGCAACUGUUGUGCUUAUAUACUAGCCCGUAAAUACAUAUAAAUAUAUAUAUAUCAUUAUUUUUUUUAUUUUUUUUUUAUUUUUUUUUUGAUAUCGGGAAAAGUAAACCUAAUAAGAAUCCAGGGCCAUGACCACUCCACUUUAAGCUGGCUUAUUUUCAAAUAAAAGUAUUGAAACUAAAGUCUGCCUGUUUCCUUCCUUCGAGUCAGUCGUGUCUCUCGCUAAAACUACUCCUGUUCUGUAUUCUUGUUAACAGAAGGAAAUGACAGCGAAGAUGUGCCACUAAGAUUGGACUUCCUCUUUUACACCACCUUCCCUCUCCCUUCCAUUGCCUGUGGAGCCUGUCAAUCAACUGCUGAACUUUGGAGAAGAGACUUUGCCUUUUCAUAUGCCUAGAUAUCUUUCUAUGAUAUAUUUUUCAAGUCUAUUUUUUUUCCUUAGCUGGCACUUAAAGCUGUGAUAAAUUCAGGAAAAAAGAAAUCGAGGAGCUGUACAAAAUCUGUUUGUAGAUAUAUUUUUGUAUGUUCGUAGCAUUCCAUUCUAUGAUAUCUCAUGUCUGAAGAAAAAUGCACUCAAAAGAUUCAGUUAAUUUUUAGGUUCACGUUUAUAGAAAAAUACUGUUGCUCUCAUUAGCAGCAUUUACAUACCAACACUUCACUUAUGAUAUGAAUAUAAUUACAUUUAAAAGAUGUUUCAAUUCAACACAUGGUUAUCUUGAAAUUGUGCAGACACGAUACACUCAAUUCAUAGAAAGUUUCCUCCCCUCCCCCCCCCCCAUUUAAACGGAAACACAAUUUGUUUACAAAAUAUACAUUGACAUGUUCCUAUAGUGUCUAAUGUAACCAGAUAUGUUUUUUUUUUUUUUUUUUUAAUGGCUUGGCAGAAGAUACCUAGAAAUAAUGUAUUGAGAGUAUAGCUCUCUCAAAUCUUCCAUUGCUGGAUUCAAAUCACAAGCCAAAAACGCAGGGAAAAUAUAAUAGUUUUUUUUUUUUAUUUUUUUUAUCACAUAUGCAGAGAUUAAUUUUUUUAUUUAUUUUUUUUUUUUUUUAAGUGGACUGGUCAUACACAAAAUAUUUGUAGAUAAGGUGAUCGCUCUUUGAUGUGUGUAAAAUGUUCUGUAUGUCAUGUUGGCUUUCAAGAUGCUCGUCGAAGUGGACGCAUACCGACAUGUACAUCUUUCAUUGUAUGCUGACAAUAGCAUCCAAUUGUAUUGAAUGUUAUGUCUGAGUUAAGGGAUGCUACUCUAGUCAAUCAAGACAGGUGGAUGUAUGUGUAUUUGCUGUAGAAACGGUUUUGUUUUGUUUGUCUUUUUCUUGCCAUUAUAGCAGUGGCAUUUGCCAGCCCAGUGUAUGGAAAAACUUGACAAAGGGAGAUUUAAACCGUUUUAAAUCUGCAGAUUCCCUGUGUUACUUGGUUUUGUAGUAGGUAAAUACAGUGAUUUGUGUGUAAAUACACUUAUCUGAAUAAGCUUUACAUAUUAAGAUAGGAUUGCAGAUUAACUUUACUACACCAGCACAUUCCAGUGGAAUUUAGCCUUCCCAGAGACCUGUACAUGAACCAUUAAACUUUCUACAAACAACAUUGUUGUUAUACUAGCUUGUUAUCCAGAAUAUGAGCCAUAUAAAAGUAAAAGCAAAGAACAGUUAAUAAUAUAAAAUCUCUGGUGCACAGGUUGUGAAUGAUUUUUAUCGGUACGUUGCGUUGCAGCAUAAUCUUCACUUUUUAGGUUGAUAAAAUGACGCCAUUGAGUUAUUAGGGUGCAAUUUAUUUUUACAUUCUAAAAUAUGUUGAGCUGUCCCGCUAAAAAUCAGCUGAUGAAUUUCCUCAAGUUGCCCAGUAUAGUUAACGGGGUUACUCCAAGCAUUAUAACCUCUACAGCCUGCUCUAGUGAUCUAGUGGUAGGAGUACCCUGCCCCCACUCCCGGUUAAUAGGGCAGGCACUUUUACAAUGGUCACCAGUUGCCGUGUUCACUCUGCAGCAGGCUUACAACAUCCAGCUUCUGCAGAGCUGCACAUGCUGAAUGCUGACCCGACCAGCCCUACAUUGGCGGAGAACAUCAGUUGACUGCUCACAGCCAAUGUACACCUCUCUGUGCAUAUAUUCAUGGAAUUGGAAUUACCGUAUUUUUCGCUCCAUAAGACGCACCUAGUUUUUAGAGGAGGAAACCCAGAAAAAAAAAAAUAUUCUGAACAAACUGUCCCAUAGUGUUUCUCAACACCCCCCUCCCCUGUCUCAUACCACCCACUCUCCUCUCCUGUCCCAUAGUGAUCUUAACACCCCCCUCCCAGUGUUCCUUACCACCCACUCCCCUCUCCUGUCCCAUAGUGAUCUUUAACCCCCCCUCCUCUGUCCCAUAGUGAUUUUUAACCCCCCCUCCCCUGUCCCAUAGUGUUCUUUAAACCCCCUUUCCCAUAGUGUUCUUUAAACCCCUCUCCCCUUGUCCAAUAGUGUUCUCCCCUCCCCUUGUUCCAUAGUGAUCUUUCCCUCCCAUAGUGUCCCCCUCCCCUUGUCCCACACUGUCCCUUAGUUACCUGUAUUGUAGCGUGGGCCGGCAGAACAGCGCGCACUGCGGUACAGGAACUUAAAUUUCGGUUUCCGGCCGGACUGAAAGGAACUGUGCAUACUAAGUGCGCACUUCCUUUCAUUCCAGCCGGAAACUGAAAUUUAAGUUCCUGUACCGCGGUGCGCACUGUUCUGCUGGCCUGCGCUACGAUACAGGUAAGUAAAGCUUCACAUUCGCUCCAUAAGAUGCACAGACAUUUCCCCUUGAGGGGGGAAAAAAGUGCAUCUUAUGGAGCGAAAAAUACUGUAGCCAGCCCAGUACUCUUGUUCCAGGUUUGCCAAAAACACCGUAAUGAUUUUGUCAGAGGUGGAGUUACACUCAGUAUGUGGAGUGUUUCAAAGAAAAACAGGUAUGACCACUUUAAAUCACUAAAGUGGAGUGGUUAUGAUGCUUGGAGUAAGCACAAAGGUGCAGUCUAACCGAUGACCGUGCAGUUGGUACAUCUUUUCUAAUGCGGCCUGUGAUUGUUGACCCCGUCCGUAUGAUGAAAAUCCCUCCCCCUCUUGCUCUGCCAUUUCAUAAAGUAACACGGCUUUGAAAUUUUAACAAAUAUGUAGAUACAUUCCCAGAGAAAAUAUACAUGUAUUUUUCUUUUUCUGCUUGUUUUCUUUGGGGGUAUAUGAAAUUCUAGCUUGCAAAAGCUGCAACUCUGAUUUGGUCUUUUGAUUGGGGUUUUAAUAGGAUGUUUCCUAUAGAUUGGUAAAUAAGCAGUCUAUAUCACAUAUAUAAAGUUAACCUUAUUUUAUUCAUAAGGUAAGCGUAAACAUUUAAAAGUAAUAUAUCGUUCACUUGACAUAAGGUUUUUAUUGUCCCUUUAAAAUGACAUAUAUAAGUGACACAUCUUAACUGUAGUUCAUUGACAAACAUUUCUUUACAUUUCAAAUACUGUCAGUUCUCUCGUAAUUAAACCGUAAACAUUUUACUGCACAGCAGUUAGGGGAUCCAUUGUAAUAUCUUUUUCAUAACUCACAAGGUGAAUUUAAGCCUGUAUGUUUCAUUCAAUCUUAUCUUAUUUUGUUUUACACUUUACCUUGCAAUAAAUCAAUACGCUUGUUCUAUGUUCUUUGUUAGAAAUGCUAAUUUCACAAUGACAGGUUUUUUGUUUUUUUUGCAUAAUACACCAGUAAGUUUACAACAGAAAUCUAUUUAGGUUAUUGCAUUAAGUGUAUUGACCUACUGACUAGUUCAUGCACAAAUAUUACAUUCUCACCUAAUAUGCCUAAAAGAAACUUUGUUUAAUUUAUUUUUGUAAUUAUGCAUUUUUUUUCUUCUUUUAUCUAGUUGAUUUACUUAAUGCGAGAAAAACAAGUUUUUCUAUUUUCAUAUAUCUAGAAAGAAUUUAAAGUAUCCGGUAUUUUCUACUCACAUUUACAAACUGUCACUGAAACUGAAUAAAUUAUGCAGUGUUUACUAACUGGCGUUCCUCAUUUUAUAUAGUGAUUUCUCUUUUAUAGAAGGUAUAAACACAGC